GUAGACUCUUAUGGUAGAUGCCUGAACAACCGAAAACUUCCCAAUAUGAGAUUGAUGGACACUUCUACAGCCACUACAGAAGACUCUGAAUUCAUGAUUUUUAUUUCUAAAUACAAAUUUCAUCUGGCUAUGGAGAAUGCCAUAUGUCCUGAUUAUAUGACAGAGAAACUUUGGAGGCCAAUGCAUGUAGGGGCUAUCCCUGUAUAUCGAGGUUCACCAUCUGUACGAGACUGGAUGCCCGAUGAUCAUUCCAUUAUUCUUAUUGAUGACUUUGGAAGCCCUAAAGAACUUGCAGAAUACAUUGAUUUCUUGGACAGGAACUCAGAUGAAUAUUUGAAAUAUCUCAACUACAAGAGUCCAGGUGGCAUUACAAACCAGUUCUUGCUCGAGAACAUGCGGAAGCGUGAAUGGGGAGUAAAUGACAUGUCCCUACCUAAUUAUUUAAAUGGAUUUGAGUGCUUCAUCUGUGACCAAGAAAAUGCAAGACUUAAUGCGGAGAGGGACCACAAAAAAACUCAUGGGAAAUCACGAGCUCCAGAAGUUCACAUAGCACAGACUACACACAUGGGGUGUUCUUUACCAGCACCCGGCUAUGGCAAUAUUGAAGACAUUCCUGAUGGAGACAGCUGGAAAGAAAUGUGGCUUCAAGAUUACUGGCAGAGUCUUGAUCAAGGGGAAGCUCUCACAGCUAUGAUUCACCAUAAUGAAUCUCAUCAAGGGAAGUUUUGGGAUUAUAUGCACAAAAUCUUCUUGAAAAGAACUCAGCAUUAACUAACCAAUUAGGAUUCUUUCAUGUUAUAUGAACAAUCGGCAGAAAAUGUACUCUUACCAACUUGCCUUACAUGACAACUGAAUGUGUUAAUCAGGCACAGAUACUACACACACCAUUCCGGAAAAAGACAAUAACAUUUUUGCUGAAAUAUUUUAAUCGAUUAGAAUUGAAUCAAUUGUUUUUAUAAAAUAUUUUUGUUAAAAGAGUGACUACCGCUGCAAUUCGUUAUAUACUAUUUUUCUGUGAAUAAAAAUUCUUCGUACCUACUGAGAAUUGAAAG
Molecule: messenger RNA, 1052 nt
Organism: Protobothrops mucrosquamatus (brown spotted pit viper)
Lineage: Eukaryota; Metazoa; Chordata; Lepidosauria; Squamata; Viperidae
Product: alpha-(1,3)-fucosyltransferase 11
Exons: 2
Cellular component (GO): membrane
Molecular function (GO): alpha-(1->3)-fucosyltransferase activity
Source: RefSeq, a predicted model, not a curated record